Molecule: messenger RNA, 8670 nt
Organism: Caenorhabditis auriculariae
Lineage: Eukaryota; Metazoa; Nematoda; Chromadorea; Rhabditida; Rhabditidae
Source: the annotation of a GenBank genome assembly
AUGGAGGAGGAAGAAGAACUUGAGAAGGUGAGUCGAACCUUUUUGACAUAUUUUCUUUUUCUUUUUGUUAAACUUUUUUUUAGAGUUUUUUUUGAGAAAUUUUCCUGUAUGUCAAUGAAGGAUGCGGUUCGAAGUACUUUGAAAAAAUUUUUCCCCCUGGAACAGUAAGAUUCAAAAUUCCUGACAAGUUGAAGAAUAAUUUCGCCUUUUCAGUUCGGUGAUGAGAACUCCAGGCAUCAUUUUUCAAACUGAUUAUUCCAUCACUGGGCUUCUAUCGGUAAGGUUCCAAUUUUUUUAAAUUAAAAAGAUACGAAAAAGUUUUAAGGAAGAUAAGUUCCUGGAUUUGGGCGCGGAAAUUGUGAAUAAUUGUCGAGGUAAGAAAAAAAGAUCAAAAAAAUUCUAAUAAAAAAAUUACUUUUUUUAAUACAAUUGGAAGAUUAAUUUUUAGCUGAUACCCUCUUUGAACGGUUUGAAGACCUCGAGAGGCUGAAAAAGGGAAAUGAGAAAAAUCCAUCGGACUUGAAAUCAAAGGUUAGUCUGAUAAAAAUGUCGCCAUUCAGAGCCUUUUUACAGAAUCUUUCUGUGUUUUUAUUUUCAUACCGACGUUUCUAGAAUUGAUUUGCCAAGUACAUUAACAUUUUUCAGACCCCGACCGAGCAAAAUGAAAAGAUUAUUCAAGACCUUUUGUCGAAUAUUCUGGACAUUCUCGAUCUCGAAGACUUGUACGACGGCUUCCCCACCGGAAAUUCCCAAAAAGUGCCGGAAUGGUACAGAAAUCGGAUCGACCGAGCUGUCGGAAACGCGCAAGCCAGGGUCGAUCGUCUGAAUUUUCAGGCUUCGAUGCUCAAAAAGAGCGAUGAGCUGGUGGCUUCGUUGAGGAAAUCGAGGGCUUUUGUGGUCAGUUUUCGAAAAAAUUCAAGACCUUAGCUAUGUGAAGUAAUGCCCCUGGCAGAGGCCAGAGACGAAGGGGAAGACCGCCUCCUACUUAUAAAAGGCAGGGACGAUCUUCAGCUGGGUCGAAAUCCUCCCGGCCUGAGGUCAAUCCCUCGAUUCCUAUAUUGAUUAUAUAAUAUUUUCUAUUCGACUAAUGAAUUUAUUCUAAUAUAAUCAGUCUAUAUUCGACCACAUCGAAACUACCGAUGGAGUCUCGGCAUGGCCAAGCCGAGGACUCACAGCUAUAUUGUAGACUUUUGUAUGGAAUUAGAGUCACUAGGAGCAGUUUUUCAAGCUGAAUUAAAAUUAAGCUUGAAAUGUUUUUAGGAGGUCGGUGGAAUGAGUUAAGGGCCUUAAAGUUGGAAUAAUUACGAUUGAACUUCUUUUGAUUACUUUUCAACAAAAAAAUUCGAGCUUCUCAACUCAAAUUUAGAUUUUUAUAUGAAAAUGGGGUCAUUAGUUUUUUCAACUAAUUCUAAAAAUGUGCCUAAAAUUUGCCUGGGAGGUCUGUGAAAUGGUUUAUAGAUCUUGAAGGUGGCAAAAAUUAAAUUGCGCCAAUUUUUCUUAGAAGAAGAUGGUGCUUCGUAAUCUCGGAAAAACAACAGUUUCUUCAAGAAAAAAAAUUAGUCAGGAUUUGAUUUUUCCUUUGCUGAUGGGGGAGCAUGCCUCUCAUGGUCCAUAGCGGACUUCUUUAAAAUUUUGAAGUGAUCAUAACUUUUUUUUUACAGAUCUUUUCAGAUAGUCCUGAGCGCGGACUUGGAAUUAGCGACAAAAACUGCUCCUAGUGAAAUUGAUCAUUUUAAAAUACAGUUUAACAAAAUUUUGAAUUUAUCCGUCGAGUUAGAUCAUGACUUUACUUGGAAAUCAUUUAUCUUAGUCUGUUUCCGCCUGUAACCUGGAAUAAUAUACCUUUUCACUAUAUAAGGUCGAAAAACCAUUCCUUUUCACUUUGAAAGUCUGCCUUUUAUGAAUUUUCUAGCCAAAGAAUAAGAAAUCCCCUUUCAGAGAGAGGAACAGUACUACAAGCACAACUGUAACAGGGAUCCGGAAAUUUAUCAAGUGCAGGAGUAUGAAGAGACUUUCGUCCUCCGGAAGGACUGUUUGAAAGCGAGUUGGUCCGACGGACUCUUGCAAAUCGUCUACAAAGAAGACCUCGACGCCUACUUCAAGAUGGUCGUCCGCGUCUUCAAGGACCACCGGAGAUAUUGCCGUUUUGGCGAAGAUUCUUGUGACUUUAUUCGCAUGUGUCCCUUUCACGCCAAUAUCAAAGUCGACUCCCUGAAACACGCCAAUUUUUUUCACUUCGCUGUCGCCUGCAACAAAUACAGGGUAGGUGGUUUAAAGGCGCAUAGGGUUGAAAGGUGUCAAAAGUAGAGCGUAGGUGGUUUAAAGGCGCAAUGAGUACUUGGUAGGCUGCUUACAUGCGCAAAAAGGACAGAGUAGGUGGAUUAAAGGCGCAACAAGUAGACGGUAGCUGGUUUAAAGGAGCAUAGGGUUGAAAGGAGCAAAAAGUAGAGCGUAGGUGGUUUAAAGGCGCAAUGAGUACUUGGUAGGCUGCUUACAUGCGUAAAAAGAACAGAGUAGGUGGUUUAAAGGCGCAACAAGUAGACGGUAGCUGAUUUAAAGGCGCAUAGGGUUGAAAGGUGUCAAAAGUAGAGCGUAGGUGGUUUAAAGGCGCAAUGAGUACUUGGUAGGCUGCUUACAUGCGCAAAAAGGACAGAGUAGGUGGAUUAAAGGCGCAACAAGUAGACGGUAGCUGGUUUAAAGGCGCAUAGGGUUGAAAGGUGUCAAAAGUAGAGCGUAGGUGGUUUAAAGGCGCAAUGAGUACUUGGUAGGCUGCUUACAUGCGUAAAAAGAACAGAGUAGGUGGUUUAAACGCGCAACAAGUACACCAUAGCUGGUUUAAAGGCGCAUAGGGUUGAAAGGUGCCAAAAGUAGAGCGUAGAUGGUUUGAAUGCGCAAUGAGUACGUGUUAGGUGGUUUAAAGGCGCAAUCGCCUACUUUUUCGUUUGGUCUGAGGUGCAAAAUCGGUCUCAAUUUGUAUUGAAAUGCGAAAUUAAAGGCGCAUAGCUCUCUUUCAGUUUCUCGAAGCGGCUCUUAUCCAUUACCGUGACUAUUUGAAGGAGGCGCCUCGUGUAGUAAUCGAAGAAUACGAAGUUUUGCUUUCAUUUUUGAAUUUGAAGUAGAAGUGAAUUUCAGGCUACGUUCAAAGAUUUGUUGGGGGACGAGGAAUAUUUCAAACACUACAAUUCAUGUUCUCCGUUUUAUCUCGCUGCUGAGAGAAGUUCGUUUCGCAAAAAAAAAUCAUUGAAGAAGGCUAUUUUAUUAACAGAUGCUCGAGAAUGUCUCAACGUCUUGUUGAAGUACGAUAAGUACUCGGAGAUGGUCUUGCAGGAACUACACAACACGAUCCAAUUGGAUCUCAAACAAAGACAGCACACUUUUAAGUCGAACUUUUUGCUCCCGUGUGCGGUGAGUUACAUCGAAAGUGGUCAAACCUUCUUACCAGAUAUUUUUUCUGAUUUAUGAGAAAAAGAACUAUAGAACUCCGUGCUGAGCUUCCUUUGUUAUCACAACAACGUGGAUUUCUUGAAAACGCCUGGAGGAAUGGUACUUUUGAAUAAAUUCGCUUCUGCUCGAAACCACGAGGAAUCCUUGGAGUUCGCAAUGAGCGAAGCCGCUUCUACAGGUUUUUGUCCGGAAAGAUUUUUGGAUACUAUGAAAAAAGCGAUUUUUCUUUUUUCGAAGAGUACUGUAUGAGAAAGUCCGCAUUUGGUGUUUGCACUCUACUCAGUGGAAGAACGGAAUGCCAUCUAAAAAUGGAAAGGCAGACCUGCUCGUCAGUUUAGAGAGCAUGGUAAAAUUGGAGAGACCAGACCGUAAAUUUGGCAUGGCAGGCCAGCAGGUCCUCAGAUUGUGUGUAAAGCGAGGAGAGUACGCGUCUGGUCACUCCAAGUUUACAGUGCUCUCUAAACGGAUGCAUGUGCGCAGGCCUGCCGAUGCCAUCUCCGCCUUUUUUCAAUGUUUUUUUAAGGUUUAUCGAAAUUGUUUCCAAAUCAAUUAAAGAGUUACAUCAACUAUUCAUUCUGAUUCAUUAUAAAACAAAAAAUGAAUAUUUGAAAAUGAAAAACGCAUUGUGCAAACACGCACGGUGUACACAGAAAUCCCCAUACAGUACUCUUCGGAAGAGGAGAAAAUUGCUCUUCUCGUAGGAACGCUUCGUCAACCUCGAAAUUAUAAAAAAACUGCAAAGAAGCGGUGUUUUUAGGCCGACUUGAAAGCUCUCUGCGUCUCUCUGUUCCCUCACUAGCGAGGUCAGAGAAGCAUGGAAAUAGCACGUAAACAUAAGAGAGUCGCCGAGAGACGAGGAGGGCGCAGAGAAGUUCCGCCCUUUCAAGUCGCAAAAAACGAACUAUAUUGAUAUUUUGGAAUAUUUGAAUACCAUGAAUCAAGCUGAAUAUUUACAGGAAGCAUUGAAAUCGCGAAUCAUAUCUUAUCGGAGAUCGGGAAGAAGGCCUUUGGUCUAGAAAAGCCCGAUUUCAAUUUCCUGCAUCAUUUGUACGCCGGAGGGCACUUCGAUAAGGUAAAAAGGAUGGGUAAAAUCAGGAAAUUGGGAAAGUUUUCCGAUUCUCAUGCGAUUUAGACCAUUGAAUUUGCUCAAAAAAGCUCAAAAAACUUGUUUUUUUGAAUUCGAUGAACCGAUUAUGAGUCUUCAAAUAGUCUCGAGACAUCGACUGUGUGAAGAGACGCCAGAGAAAAAAAAAGUACACUACGACUUCUCUGGCGUCUCUUCGGGCCCAGUUUACCCUUUUUCUGAACUCUAUAGUUUUUCGUUCAUCUUUAAAGAAAAUCGGAUCAAGUUACGAUUUCGAAAUAUGCAGAAAAAUCGCUUUCUCUAUAUUUCUCAUUCUCCACUGAACUCUCUAUGCUCUCUAUUUUUUGUGCGGUUUUCAUAGUUCUUUGGCCUAUCCGAUUACGGAAAAGAGAGCGCAGACAGAUCAGGCUCGGGAUGAUAUGUUGUUUUUAAACAUUGCAAAAAGGACUCCAUUCAGAUCUCUCAAUUGGAAAUCGCUAGACGAAGGGUUCUGGAUUGGGAAAUCAGGCAAGAUUAUCUCGGAGACCUUCCCAUCACCUGGUGCACUUUUUUGAGCGGAGUGAGAAGCUUAUCGAUCAGAGAAUGAUAAGAACUUUCCUUUCAAGCCAGAACUCGUGGAAAUGUGGCCCAAGCACUCGGACACGACCAUUCCUUUGGAGUGGAAACUCAAUUUCAUCACCGCGACCAUUUCUGUUGGCCAUGUGUGAGUUUUAGGCGCUUUCUGAUGUGAGCUUCUGAAUUAUAUUGAUCUUUUCAAAUAAAAAUAGUUACUGGGUAAACCUCAAAAAACGUUCCGAUCGCAGCAAGCUUUUCUGAUAGUGCGAAAGUAGUUUCAAGUCGGGCGCGAUUCCCAGAAAGUGCAUAUACGUCGAGCCAAUCCACAUGCAAACAUCGCUUCUAAUUUAAAGACAGUUGAAUAUACUCAUGGAAAGUUUUGGUGAAAACAGGCUAUUUUUCAAUUUUGAGGUUUUCUUUUUGAAAAUCUACAAAAAAACUUUUUUCGUUAAGUUUGAGUUCAAUCUGGCCUAAUUUAAUGAAAAUCAAGCAAAAAUCUAGUCUUUUGCCACUAUUUAGAUGUCUUUUCAAUACAAACGCCGUGUGAAAAAGUGAAAUGGCUUGACGGUUUCUUUUAAUUGCGGCCAACCUAAAACGACUCUCGCGCGCUGACUUCGGAAAGCUGCUGAAUCUUUGAUCUUUGCGUCAUUUAAAUAGCGACCAUUUCCGAACGGUCUUUUUUCUAUUUUCAGUUGAUUUUUCAGAGAAAAGACUUGAAUUUUCAAAUUUUUUUUUCCAGAGAAUUUUCUGUUAACUUCCUCAAGCAUCUCAUGCAGAAAGCGAUGAUCCAAUGGAGAAUGGAGUCGAAAAGCUGUGAGAAUUUGGUUGAAACAUUUUCUUAAUCUCUUAGGCUUUGACAAGGAAGUUUUUUUUUGAUUUGAAGUCUGGAUUCUCUAAAAAAAAAUCUGUCAGGUCAAUACUUGUAGAACUAAAACGAUAAUCUGAAGUCGCGACUUCCAAAAUGUCAAGCUGGAAAAAAAAGUCUCAAAAUUUUCCAUUUUUCAGAUUUAAAUGAUUUUCUUUGCCCCUAUCACUCUCAGGAACUAGAAAAAUAUGAAAGAAUAUUUGACCAAUUUCUAGAACAAGUAAAACUAAUUUAUUUAUAAGAAAUAGUAUAUUUUGUCAGAUGAGAGGGCGAAUUUUUGAAAUUCACUUUUCGUCUCAUUUUAAUCGUCUCUAGUCAUCAGGACUCUUGUAAAAUUUUAAUUACGUCUCAAUUCAUCCUCCAUUUUUGGAAAAAUUCAGUGAAUGUAAAUCUAUGCCCUUCUUGAGGUAUUGAAAAAUUGAUUUUGUCAGAUCAGAUAAGAAAUAAUUGAAUUUUUUCUCUCAUACGAACUUUUGUUCAAUCCCGAGUGAAUCCCUACUUUCUCUAUUUUUGGCGAAUUCAGUGGAAGAACUUCCCUGGUCGUGUUUUCCGAUGGUCUACGCCGUCAGCACGAUGAAUCUGAAGCUCUUCGCGAUCCUUGUCGAAUUGUACACCAAAUACAAACAAGCCAACCGUAAGGAGGACGGGACCAUGGCUUUCUUGGUUAGUCGGAUCAAGGCGACUCUAAAUCUCUGGUCGCAUGGAGAAUGGCUCGGAAAAAAUCGAAAAACUUGGGAAAAUUUCCAAGCGAUAUAGUCUGUGUGCCACGACUUGAAAUUUCACUGAACGGCAUUCCGCUGUUCGGCAGCGUGCGUUCGCGAAGCGUCUUUCGAACCUAGGUCACGCUUUCAAUUGAUUGUUAUUGCUGUGGUAGCACAGGAAAGUAAUGUACCUUAAUAAAAGAAAAUUAAAAUUAAAAGCGUGACCAAGGUUCGCAAAGGCGCGCAGCGGCACAGCGGAAUGUCGUGGCACACAUACUAUACAGCGAAUAAUGAGCAAGCUUCCUUUCAUUUUUUUGGUUUUACGCACUUUGAGAAUUUUAUAAGAUACCAGUAGGCUUUAUGAAAAGCAAAUAGCUCAAAGUUCAUUUAAUUAUCCAACUUUUCGCAAAUUUUUAGCCGUAUCUCCUUUCAUAUUUGUUUUUGAAAAACCGGUUUUUUUUUUUGCAUGUAAUAGUGUUACCUAUGAGGCCAGGCGUUUGUACUUUGAAAAUAAAAGAAACGUGAACUGAAAUUGUAAGGUUGUGUAGUUUCAAGGUUGAGAACUACAGCUAAAAGUUUUUACGUGAAAAAAAUGGCCUUUUCAAAAUUUGAAUUUUAAAAGCAGUUUUUAUUAAAAAACGGGAUCAAAUCCGUUUUUCUGAGUAUCUUUCAAAAUCUACAAAGACUUUUCGCCACACUUUGAAAUAUUCCAAUUUCUCUACCCUCUCUUUUUACGUGCUAUUUUCUUAUUUCUCUAACCUCUUCUUUGAGAGAGAAGAGGUUGCGGAAAUUUCAAGUAGAGACUCUAAUUCUGCCGCGGCAAAUUUAAAUGUCCCGGUCGUAUUUGGAAUGGCUCAACGGGUCAAGCUUCAACGUCAAAGUCGUUAUUUGUAUGUUUUCGCAUCUUUAUGUAGGUUGCUGCCGACCCAAAACGACUUGCGCGAGCUGACUUCCGGAAGUUUACUUGGUUUGCAAGCUUCAAAGUAUCACACUAGACUCUGAACCAUUCUGCACGCGACCAGUUCUUAUCCAACUCUGAAAAUAUUCAGCAUUGGUUCCGUUUCAUCGAUGACGAUUUGGUCCGAUCGGUUCUGGUGGCCUACCAUUUGCCGAGGCUGACAUCCGGUGGGAAAUACGCGAUGCUCUACGUUUUUCAUCGCCUCGGGCUAAUUUAUUUCGAUGUUAGUUCUUUUUUUUCGAAAAAUCUUUGAAAAGGAAUUUUCUAAUCUUUUCGCUCAGGAUCGGAUAAGGAAAAUUGUGAAGAAGGACAAAAUCGCCAUGGAGAUUUUCAACCCAAAACAGGUAAUCUUUUUCGAUUUUAAUAUCAAAAAAUUUGGGAUCGCCUAAAUUAAUGAGGCGUGAGAGAUCAACGGCGAACUGAAGAGAUGCGAAAGAAGCAGAGGCUCUUUUUAUUUGGCGUCUCUUCGCGCCGACGCUGAUCUCUCGUUUCUGCUAUAGGAAACUUCGAAAAUCAAUGGAACUUAGAGGUCGACGGAAGAGACACCAGAGAAGUAAUAUUUUCUCUAUUUCUCUGUAGUCUCUUCCAAAGCAGUUUAUCUCUCGCUCUGGAUUAUUUCAGUUUUUAUUGUCCACCUUCCGAAAAAAUCACAAGAGAUGCCAGAGAAGUUAAUAACUCUCUUUUUCUGUGGUGUCUCUUCGGGACAAUGCUUGUUUCUCGCUCGCGACAUUAAUCUGCUGGUGCGGCCUACCUACCGUAAUCUGCGGGCUAACCCCCCCUCCCCCCGCCCUUCUUUUUUUGGCAUUUUUUUCACUCCCAGACCGAAAAACUCUUCUUCGCUGUGACCUAUGUGAACGGAUCGAAAUUACAAUACUUAGGUUUAUUGUCUACAGCAUUCUUGUUUCAGGGCAACUCGAGGGCGUCCGUCCGAAUGAUGCAGCAGGUCGAAGCCGUCUCCCUCCAGGACGCCUACCGCUUUGUCUAUCAGAAAACUUCUUUGCGCGAUUGUUUCCUCCCCAACGCGUCUCAGGCUCCCAAUUCUGAGCCUAUGGACACCACCUGA